This is a messenger RNA of Chaetomium globosum CBS 148.51, 2013 nucleotides long. RefSeq lists its product as uncharacterized. NCBI's taxonomy places the organism in Eukaryota, Fungi, Ascomycota, Sordariomycetes, Sordariales, Chaetomiaceae. The transcript has 8 exons. The coding region runs from base 1 to 2013 and encodes 670 amino acids. The record is from RefSeq and is a predicted model, not a curated record.
AUGUCACAACAGCAGCAGCCUCAGGAACAGCAGCGGGCACAGGGUGCACAGCAACUGGCUCACGGGAUGGACCCUCAGCUAGAGGACCCCAUAUCUGCGGUCCUGUAUAAUGAAGUCAUCGAUCCAGCCAUCUCGGGCUCGCAGGAUGCCGGCAUGAAUCCCCCGCCUGUCCCUAGUGCUAAGAACCUGCGUGGACCGGCCGGGCCUCCUUUCCCCCACCGGAACGCGCGCCGCACUUCAGAGAGCACCAGCAUUAGGAGCAAGGCUGUCACGGACACGUUCUCGUCGCAACUGGAACCGCCGAGUCAGAGCACCGCACUGCAGAGGCCGGCUUCAGGACUCGUUUUCGGACCCCCUGGCAGCGUUACAUCUGGUAUCUCUUCCACUAAUGAUACGCCUAGCCGCGAAGCGGCGAGGGCGAGGCUCAUGAAUGCAAUGCUGUCGCGUCUGUUCACCGCUACCGAUGACUUCUUCACUCAGCUUAGCAGCGAACAGGUUGACCAAGAGAUCUGGGACGCGGAACGGGAGGGCUUUAAGAAGGCCUUUGACGCAUACCGUACUUACUACGUACGGGAUGAUAGUGACCCGGUCGUGAACCCGGCUUUCGUCACCGAGGUGAUGCGGCUGGAAAGGGCGUCUUUGCCCUGGUACAAGGUUGUGAGAGUCGUCUCGGCGGCCAACCUCGCCAUGCUCUUCGAUAGCCUCACCCCGCGCAACCAUGCAGACCCGCUGUCGCUGCCACUGCUACAGGCGUUGGAGUCAGAUUUCCCCGGCUCUUUCAUAGGCGAAGGUUCCGUCAACGCAGACAACGCGAUGAACCAGCAGAUCAUUGAGCAGACCCUGAUGAUUCGGACGCAGCUAACUAUCCACCGUCUAAAGGAGCUCCUUAAGGACGGCUCCGCGCCCUUCCACCCCCGCCUGGAGGUUGCGAGAAUCUGGUGCGACGGCGAUGUGUCACCCGAAUCGAUCGAGGCUUUUCUGGGAAACAAUAACGACGGCCUCCAGCUCAAGCCUAUCGCACCGGCCGAUUCCGAGGUGGCUGCGCUGGCCAGGGAUCGGAAUGCUAUUCAGACCCGCUUCGGCUCCAUUUGCAAGAUGCUGCCCGAUCAGGAGGUUAACGGCGACGACCUCGACCUAACGUUUGACCGAGCAGAUCUCGAUGUGCAACCGGCGUUCAACAUGAACUCUCUUCGGAUGCUGAAGCAAUUAGAACAGCAGGGGGGUUCAGUCUACGGCGAUAGCCGAAAGAGACAGGCUCCGGGCCAGCCCUCGACAGUUGGCGAUGAAACUGCUGCAUCGGCCGGGCAGUCGGCAAAGAGGGCGCGGAGGCGGAAGAAGAACGGGGUCCCAGAAGCUACCAUGGGGCCUCCUUCCACGGCUCCGCAAGGAACCGCUCCGCUUGCAGCUUCCGGUGCCGUUUCGCAGUAUCCGCCGUUACCUGGGACGCAAGACGAGCCUGACUUUGAUGCUCUCUCGCAGCGGACGAGGGAGAUAACGGCUGCGGCUCGCAAGGUCAAGGAGCCCCAGGUUCGCUCUGGAUGGGUGCGCCGGGAUAUCAUCCUGCUUGUCAAGGCAGUUAAUACCUACCAGUGCAAGUGGAGCACCAUCGAAAAGGAAAUCAAGGCGGGCACCAUCCCCUUUGAGCGUCCUCGUGAUCAGCAGGCGCUCCGCGACAAGGCGCGGCUGUUGAAGCAAGACUUCCUGAACAGAACCGAUACCCUCCUUCCCCGAGGCUUUGACCUUGUUGUCCUCGGCAAGAAGGAGAAAGAAGCGGUCAAGGCCGUUGGCAAGAACCCGGACCGGAAAGAAGACGACGUUGACGAGAAUGGACAACCCGUCAAUACGGAGUUUAGGGAGGAUAUGGCUGCUGCACCGGCCGCCCUCUUAGAACCGCUUCCGCCGGCCGACGUCCAGCCUGAGCAGCAGCAGCAGCAGCAGCAGCCCGAACCGGAACCCCAGCAAGAACCCCAACAGGCAGUGCCGGAGCAGAUCGCUGCUGUGGGCCGUCGCUAA